AUAAUAGACUUCAAUUAUACUCAGGAUACAGAUGAUCCUACAGGUUUAGGCCUAUACCAAUUGUCAUAUCCACAAACACGGGACAAAGGUCCAUGCCUCUAGACAACAGUUUUUUCUGGAGUGACCUCAUCCUUGAAAUAACGAGCAGAAACAUCAUAUAUAUUUUCAGCCAGGAACAAUUCAGCUUGCGACUUAGUAAAAGGAAGACCUGCGUUUUAGACGUUUGAGUGCUUGUAGAGAUUGACCAAUAAAGCUGUUUUCCUCCUGCACAUUCCCGUUAAGGGAUGUCAUUAGAAUCCAACCAUGCCUGAGAUUAGCAACAACAACCUUGUUCUUGGUAGUCUGGUAGCGUGUGCUAUGGGUGUGUUGGGCAUCUCAUAUAUCUUCUUACGGAGAGAAAAACGCAAAUUCACUCAGGUUGGAGUGGUGUCUAAACUCUUUAUUCAUCCAAUCAAAUCAUGUAGAGGAUUGGAGGUUUCUCAGGCUGAGUGUGUUGCUCUUGGAAUCAAGAAUAAUGGAGUCAUAGAUAGAUCAUUUAUCAUCAUCUCCCCCGAAGGACGAUUUGUGAGCCAGAGACAGCAGCCUUCUAUAGCAUUGAUAUCACCCUCUGUCUCAGAAGACAAGGAGAGUUUGUUGAUCAAUGCCCCUGGUAUGACAACUCUGAAAGUCCCUCUCAAAGAUCAGAACGGACCUGUCUGUAAUGUUAAGUUAUGGCGACUGAUGAUUGAAGGUGAAGAUUGUGGUCAUGAAGCCAAUGAAUGGUUUAGCCAGUAUCUAGGAUCCCCUGGUCAUAAGCUUCUACGUCAUUCAAAGAGAAUCAAGGGAAAGGUGUUCUCACAGGACUCUCUUUGGGGAAGCAAAGCAAAAAGGGGAGAAAAGUCUGCGUACCAGGACCUGGCUCAAGUAAAUAUAUUAAGCGUUGCUUCGCUGGAUAGCUUGAAUUCAAAGUUAGAAAAACCAGUUCAGCUCAGAAACUUCAGACCAAAUAUCGUGGUAGAAGGAACAAGUGCAUUCUGUGAGGACAAAUGGAAGUAUGUCAGAAUUGGAGAACAAAUUUUAUUGAGGACAACUCAUCUUUGUGGAAGAUGUCGUCAGACCACUGUUGACCCUGAUACAGGAAAGUUUAUGGAAAGCGGAGACCCAUUGAAGACUCUCAAAUCAUACCGGAUGGCACCCCCAGAUGACCCAGACAAGAACCGCUACGGUGCUGCACCUCUAUUUGGAACCAACCUAGCUAUCGAAUCGUUUGGGUAUAUUCAAAUAGGUGACCCUGUGUACGCAAGCAUCGUCUAAAUUCAUAUCACUUCUUAACUUAAGAUAUUGUUAUAAUUUCCCAAUCAAACUAUAUAUUGUCCAGGUAAUAUGUUCUCUUUAAUAGAAUAUGUUUAAAAAGUAACAAUAAUGAUAAUAUUAAUAAUGUGCAACAUUUAUAUAGCGCUUAUAUAAUGUUUCUAAGCGCUGCAUACUAUUACGGUAAUCUGAAAACUUUCUACUAAAAGAGAUCAUUUGAAAGUGUUUCCCCAAGCAAAAACCGUAUAUAGGUAUUUCUCCAGUUUUAAAAUCCGUUAAGUAAUUCCAUGCUACGACAUCCAUCAUCCAUAUCGAUAUUUCAUGCAAGUUCAUUUUUUUAAAGAUUGUUUUAGAUGAAAACGGUUUCAACUCCUUUCAAUCUCUUGCCCCCCGUCUUUGGAACAUACUCCCUCCAUCUAUUCGAAAUCUCUCUUCUCCUGACCUCUUCAAAACACACUUAUAUAACCAUAAACCUUAACUUGUCUUAUAUGCAAUCAACAGCGCUUUGUAUCCCCUGGAAAAAAGCGCUAUAUAAAUCCAAUUAUUAUUAUUAUUAUUAUUAUAUGCAUUCCAUCUGAGGUCAUUUUGAAUUCAUUUAUGACAACAAUUAUUGAAGAUUAUGAACUUCCAAAAAAAGUUUUAGGACAACGUCUUUAUGUUUGUUAAAGAAUUAGUGUAUUGUCGCAAAAGAUUGUUUAUGUCAAGCGAGAGUUUUUACGACUGCAUGUACCACUAUAAUUAUGUUUUGACAUAAUUUUGGAUAAUAAUUAUAAAGUCACACGCAGUUUGGUUUCAGAUGCCAAGAAAAUGUUAAACAAAUACCGUACAGAAAAAUGAAAUGAAAUCAUAAUUAUUGUAUGCCUAUACUCUGGUAACAUUAUAUAUUAUCAUAUGUGAUACUGCCUUUUGUACUUGCUAUUUAAAAUUAUAGAAUGUUGGUGAGAAUAGUGAAAUAAAUAGAAUGAAAAUGAUUUUUAAUCUUUAUCGUUUUAUGUGUAAUUCAAUAGUAUUAAAACACAAUUUAUGUCAAUAACAUUACACAUAAAACAGUUUCGUCACAUGUGAAAUAUUGAAGCAUUGUUUGCAUUUUGGCAAAAUGAAACUAUGACUCAUCUAUAAGCUCUU
Lytechinus pictus (painted urchin) is the source of this 2415-nucleotide messenger RNA. Its product is annotated as mitochondrial amidoxime reducing component 2-like. The record is from RefSeq and is a predicted model, not a curated record. NCBI's taxonomy places the organism in Eukaryota, Metazoa, Echinodermata, Echinoidea, Temnopleuroida, Toxopneustidae. Gene Ontology annotation, molecular function: molybdenum ion binding; pyridoxal phosphate binding; catalytic activity. The transcript is spliced from 8 exons. Bases 304 to 1293 code for a protein of 329 amino acids.